AUGGCGUUCGUUUUAGUAUCAGGAAAAUCUAGCAAAGCACAAUUAGUAGCGAUAGCCGAUGCAGCUUCGUUUUACUGUGCUAUUUUUGUAUUGGGUUUGCUUUUGAUUAGUUCAGUGAAAGAGAAUUAUUCAACAGACGGAGCCGUAAUGAAAGGGAAUCGGUUCUUGAGUCGGCCUUGUGAUGAAAUUUAUGUGGUUGGAGAAGGAGAAACGUUACAUACGAUUAGUGAUAAGUGUGGUGAUCCUUUUAUUGUUGAAGAGAAUCCACAUAUUCAUGAUCCUGAUGAUGUUUUUCCAGGUCUUGUAAUCAAAAUUACUCCUGUAAACCCAUCGUAG
This is a messenger RNA of Solanum lycopersicum (tomato), 336 nucleotides long. RefSeq lists its product as uncharacterized. The record is from RefSeq and is a predicted model, not a curated record. NCBI's taxonomy places the organism in Eukaryota, Viridiplantae, Streptophyta, Magnoliopsida, Solanales, Solanaceae.